Messenger RNA from Paramacrobiotus metropolitanus, 1437 nucleotides. RefSeq lists its product as uncharacterized. Bases 1 to 1437 code for a protein of 478 amino acids. Gene Ontology annotation, molecular function: protein binding. NCBI's taxonomy places the organism in Eukaryota, Metazoa, Tardigrada, Eutardigrada, Parachela, Macrobiotidae. The record is from RefSeq and is a predicted model, not a curated record. The transcript is spliced from 4 exons.
AUGCUGUUUUACGGGAACAGAAAGAACUCGGUGCACGCGUGGAACGGCGUCGACGUCCUUGUCCAGGGCCAGCUGCAGCACGGCAACGUCGUCAACGUGGCGGAUCAGGGCCUGAUCAUUGAUUUCCAGUGCGCCACACAGCGCGCCCAGUUUAUCGAGUACGGGCGUAUUUUCCGCUACAAUCCGCCCGCGACAAGCAGGCCACAGGACGCCAUCCAGGCACUGCUGCCCCGCCACCGGGACGGUGCGUGGAUCUGGUACCCCGCGCGAAUCAUCCACGGUGUCUGCAAGGCCUUUGACGAUAUUAUGGAACUUGUGGAAGUGCAAGGGCCGCACGGGGUUGUCCGGGAGCUGCUGUCGUGGCAGCAGGUGCGUGUAACCCCCACGGGUGUCACUUUGGAGAAUUGGCGCGUGAAGCCCAAUGAUUUCGUGGUGCGUUCCUGUCCGCUGUCGGCCGACUACUCGUCCGCCGACCUGCCGCUGCUCGGAAAGACUUUCGACAACGAAUUAGCCGGGUUGAAGGAAGUAUUGUACGUCACUCGGGUCAGACAGACAUUUUUCUAUCUGCAGAAGGAAGAAUGCCCUCCUUUGCAGGCCAGCGACGUGGAUAACGUUUUGUGCAUGGCGCAAACGAUGGCCAUUAACUGCGGGCCAGAGGGUGUCAAAAAGCGCCGAGUCGCCGAGUGUCUACCUUUACCCGCUGAACUAUUACGGGAGAUCUUCAAGGCGCUGGACUCCAUCGAGCGAAUCCGUUGUCGUCGUGUCUGCCACCUGUGGAACACAAUCCUCACCACGGAAGCCGACUUCCCCGAUGUGCGCGUGUCCUGCAGUGCGGACUAUGGACAUGCGCUGUGUGCCAUGAUCGGCAUGCACUGGAUGGUGGCGGGUUUGUUAAAGUGCCUGACUAGCGCCACCCGGGUGCUAGUCCUGCGCAAUCUCGAACUGGACGCCUGCGUUCAACUGCUGGCGGUCGUUCAGUAUGUCCUUAACGGCAGCCGUCUGCCGACGCUGAUCUUCAGCAACUGCCAUUUGGGGGAUACAGCUCGGAGUUUCGUAUCUCGGAGUGUUAAGGACAUUGCUGAGAUGGCAGCGGGCGUUGCUGUGAAUUAUGGGUGUGAGCGAGAGACCCUGAUCAUGCAGUUGUGGGAUGUCUUCGAGAAGAAUCUCGUUCUGGAGAAGCCGCUGGAUCGGCCGGCCUUGGCGGAAAUGAUUGCUGCUUUAAAUCCUUCCGCUGGAAGGCAGGAGGCGGACGAUGUCCGCGACAUUCUGUAUGGUCUGCAUGCGUACCAGAGUGCGGAUCCGCGUCUCACCACGCUGUACCGCGGCCGGGAGUGGACUGUGCAGUCCAUCGGUGAGGUGGAUGUGGAUGAGCUGACCCCACUGACGGUGGCGUUUCUGGGCAGAAAAAGCCAGAAAAUCAACCUAAGAAUAACAUAA